UGAGGCGGAGUAAGGUGAGAAGUCCUUGAGUUCCUGCAAACUAACAUGAAAAUUUCUGACUUUUUACAAACCUAAGGCGUCUUUUUGAAGAUGCGGAGACGUCACAAACAAGGUGCUUUGUCGACAAAUGGAAUGCGCUCGAUGUGGGAAUUUGUUUUUGUUUCCCAGUUCCUGCGGGUAUUCCAGGGGAAGUUUGGUUUCGUCUGCUUCACGGCCGAGGAAUUAGAGAAUGCCUUCUUGGAGUCUGAGAACUCGACACUGUUUGGAAUAUUUAUACAACUGCUACGAACUCUACUUCCCAAACGGGAUGUGAAACAAAACACAUGGCAGGAAGUCCUCGAAGUAGAGCUGGAGAGGAGAUCCUCGGACAGGUCUCUCUUCGACGAGGGAAAGCGUUAUGUAGACUUAAAACCCGAGGAUCGUGUGUUGCUGUUGAAACAACUGAUAUAUUAUUUGGCAGACCACCUUGCAGCGAGUAAAGAUGAACAAUUAAAAGAGUUUACAAAGAACUUUUUAAAUCCAGACUCUUCAGGAGUGAAGCCCAUCGGUCGUGAUGCCUCCAAUAACAUUUAUUGGUACUUUGAUGAUUUGAGACUUUACCGUGAACUCAUUGGAAAGAAGGGUCGCCGAACAGGCUGGGAGACUGUCUGUUUAAAUUGCCAAGACUGGGAGAAGCUUCUGAGCUCUUUUCAGAAGUCAAGCAAUAGUAAUGAGAAAAAGCUGUACAAGUACCUGAAGAAUGAGCUGUAUCCUGCUGUCAUGCCAUCAGUAAAGGAGGAUGAGAAAGAAAAGGAACUGGAGACUUUGAAGAAGGACAGGUCUUCCAAGGCAAAUCAGAAGGCAGCUGCCAAACAAAAAGCAGAUAAUGAUGCAGUAGUUGGAAAAGAAGGCAAAUUGGAGAGAAUAAAGGGGAACAAGCCAGAAGAAGACGACGAUCUCGGUGCCCAGGAAGACCAAGAGGAACAGGAAGACGACACCGCGGAAGAAGACCAGGACGAAGACGACGUUUCGGACGCUGAGCGAGAACUUGAACUCGACGAGGAAGACUCUCCUCGGCCAAGGAAGAAGAGAAAGAGGCCAGCACCUGAACAGGGAACACAAAGGAGGCGAGGGCGACCACCAGCCACCAAAAGAGAUCUGGGUAUUAUGGACGAGAACAAACCUAUGGAGCGAGCUGAGAGAAGAAGGAAGAAAAGUGAGCUCGAAGAGAAAGUCGAGAAGGACAUGGAGAUUCCGAUGGGUCAGAGGGACCCAGGCGUCGCAGAAAGCAAAAAGUUCUAAGGCCAGUGGAAAUUCCCGAACCACCCAAUAGGAUUUACGUGUUUUCUACAAGUCUCGCGAACAGAGCAGCAGAGGCCGUGCAGAUGGGUCGAGUGGAAAAUAUCACUGCUUAUCACAGAGCGCAACCAUCAAGCUCGCCGUUUCUUAAACUGGAACAAACGAACUCAAUGAACAUGUUUGGCAAACAAAAGUCAUUUUAUCCCCAGCAGUUCCCCAUGAGGGGCUCUGGUGGCCCCGUCAUGUCAGGUUACUCAGGAAUUCCGGGCUCUCAAGUGAACGCGCGGCCAGGUUACGGAGCAUCACAGUGGGAACAUAUGCAGCAGCAGUCACAGCAGCCCCUCUACAAGGAUAGACAAAGACUACAGACCCAGACACAAGCUAUGGAGGACAUUCAUCAGUUGCUGUUUGGAAAUUCGCAAAGUAGUAGCAAUCAGAGCACAGUGACAGGGAUGAAUGGAAUGUACUCUAGAAGUGGUUUUAAUCAGCAAGGAGCGCUAGGAGGGGAACAAUCUCCUUACAGUGGCUAUCCGCGAAGUGGAGCGCCUCAACAUCAGGGUUCUUUUAUGGAAAGGCGGCCUCAGGAAAUGCGUGGGCAAGUGCAACAAUCCCACUUUCCAGCUUUUAGUCAGCAGCAAAGUUCGCAACAGCAGGGAUACUUUCAGAGACCAAGGCAUCUCGGGGGAAUCCAAACGCAAGGAAACUCGAAUUCUCCUUCGUCAGAUCCUUUGGGAGCGGGAGUACGGUCUCCUCCUCCUCCUUACCCAGGAGGGAGAGUACCAGACUCCAGGCAUCCAAAGAACAGUCCCGUGCCUUCUCCAACAAGUACAGGGUCUCCGCACACUCCUCAGACUCCAUUAACACCCCAGACUCCGAGAUUUCCCGGCCCAUCACCCAACGAACCUAGCAAGCCACCAUUCUCUCCGUCUCAUCCUCAGAGUAGCAUGAGUGGUCCAGGAAUGGCCAGUUACCCUGUUCAGCCACAGCAGCAUCAAAAAGUGGUGCAAGGUGACGACAGGCCGAUUAAUUCUCAAACUCGGCCAGGAUUUAUUGAACUUUCUCCAAAGACUCUGCCGCACGGAAUGCAGAAUCCUUACACAUCUGUUAUGGGCAAUUAUAAUCAGUCUCAUUCACCUUUGGAUGGUCGUAGGCUUGAAGAAAACAAGUCACCUGCAUUCGGUGCACCUGGUAAUCACCAUAGCCCUCUGCACUCGCCCACCGAGCAUGCGCCUACCGCUGGCUCUCACUAUAGCAGUGCACCUCCUAACAAGAGCCCUUUUUUGAGACCAGUCGGUCAAACCUCACACAAUCCGCACAGUCCAUAUGCAACAUCAUCUUCCGUUUCCAUUCCAGGGUCCAAGUCAUUUUCAGUGGAGAGUCUAACUGCGCCAAGCCAGCCUCCUUUGGAUAAAAGUACCAUUCCUCCAUCACAAUUAUCUGAACAACCCAUGCCUCAAUACAGUGGGCUAUAUUUUCCAUCGAAUAAGUACCCUCCGAUGUUUGGUCAGCCACAGUACCAAUAUCCUAGUCACAUACAGCACCCUGGAGCAUUCUACAACUCGCAGCUGACACCCAACAUGUACCUUGGAAGGGCUUCUCUUCCCGUGUACCCUCCAAAUAGAGAUUCUGGUCUUUAGUCCAGGUGGUUUGAGACGCAAUGUUUGUUGAUUAUCGUGUCAUGAAAUGUUUCUCGAACGAGAAAUCCCAAACAGUGAAGAAUGGUGACACAAAGUGAUUUCUGUUUGUAUACUUGAAAGGGGCCUCGUGGAGGAGAUCGAAAAACCAGUUGUUCUAAAAUACGAGAACAGUAAUUUUGUGACAAGUAGUGAGAUUUCAGAGCUGAAAAGUUUACAGCUUCGAAUUUGUUGGUUUGCCUUUGUUGGCAGGCAAAGCAAAAUAAAUCACAAAUGCAGUUGAACUUUAGCCAAGGGAAAACAACUGGGGCAAGACUAGGAGGCCGUUAAUUAUCUGGUAGGCUUUAAGUGAAAGCUUUAAGAGGACAGUGGAAUAAAUACCUUCUUGGACUCCCCCUCGCAGGAAAACAAACACUGCGGAGUAGCAUGACCACAGUAAUCCGAAGCUAAAACUAAAAAGUACCUGUGUUAUUGAUUUACACCAACUGGCACACUGCAGUAGGAUCAGAUACCUUCCAAGCUCCUAGUCCUGAAUUCGAAUUUACUGAAAACUGAUGAAGGAACAAUGUUAUAGACCGCUUGUGAACACACAAAUGUAUCUUAUUCAGCUCUCCAGUUGGUUGAUGAUUUUCACCAUGUCCCUUUGUUGUAAGUAGAGCGAAAGUCUGAAGAUAAAAAAGGUUGUUUUUGUAGAGCGUUAAAAGUAAAUUAAGUUCAUAAGCAUCCUUUCAUCUUUUGACAUAAUGGUAGUAACUUGACUGGUAACAAGCAGUCCUUAUGAGGGUAACGACAAUCAAAGUCAUAUAUUUCAGAAAACUAGAGCAUCUAGACUAUCCUGAAAACAUUUUCAUUCUUUCACUCGUGAAUCGGUUGUAACUUUGCAGCUUAGAAUUUGGUCCAAGACACACCCUUAGGCAACAUUUUUUUCUCUUUUUUUUACUGUUAUUUUCUAUACGCACCUUGUUUUAUCGGUUAGUUUGUUAUCCAUAAUAACCCUGUACAAGUUCGUGGUUUGUUCUUUGUUAAUCAUUUAAGCUGAAUUGUAUGUGUUACAAUGAAGGAGAGUGUAAUGUGAAA
Molecule: messenger RNA, 3989 nt
Organism: Pocillopora damicornis (cauliflower coral)
Lineage: Eukaryota; Metazoa; Cnidaria; Anthozoa; Scleractinia; Pocilloporidae
Biological process (GO): regulation of DNA-templated transcription
Cellular component (GO): RSF complex
Source: RefSeq, a predicted model, not a curated record